AUGGGCAUAAGACAAGAGCUUUAUCCGAAAGAGCUUGCCCAUGAUAAAUUUUAUACACCUCCUGCAUGUUAUACAAUGUCUACUCAAGAGAAAGAUCUUUUUCUAACAGUUCUGAAAAAUAUGAAGGUUCCUGAUGGGUUUCUUGUGCGCUUAAAAGAUUAUGUAUGCAAUCGAGCCUAUCCCGAGGGAUCGAUUGCUGAAGGAUAUAUUGCUGAGGAGUGUUUGACAUUUUGUUCGAGAUAUCUUGAAGGUGUUGAAACGGUUUUCAAUCGACCUCAAAGGAAUUAUGAUAUCAUAGAGAAUGCAGAAGUUUACAAGUUCUCAUCUGGUGGAAGAGUUUUGGAAAAAGUUGAAAGUGUUGUUCUUGACCAGAAAUCGUUGGCACAGGCACAUCGCUAUGUCUUACUUCAUAGUGAUAUAAUAUCCGAGUCUCGCAGAGAAUUUUUAAUAGCUCAGCGAAGUCUCAACCAUAACAUUCGUCCUACACCAAGGAUUGAGCAACGAUGGUUGGUUGAGUUAUUUUCAGAAUGGCUUUUCAAACAGGUACCGGUGAUGAUGGAGAGGAAUUGUUCUGAGGAGUUAAUAGUCAAUGCUCGAGGUCCGAAUAAUAUUGUCAACAGAUAUGAUGGAUAUAGUGAAUGGCUUGACGAAAGCAUGCUCAACAGCUCGGAUGAUCACUCGAGGAAGAGGCUUUGCAUCAUUGAAGUUCACUAG
Phoenix dactylifera (date palm) is the source of this 714-nucleotide messenger RNA. Lineage: Eukaryota; Viridiplantae; Streptophyta; Magnoliopsida; Arecales; Arecaceae. The record is from RefSeq and is a predicted model, not a curated record.